AUGUACAUGUUUGAUUUAUUGCAGCCAAGAAGAAAGGAGAGAAGUGGCUAUCUCUAUAAACAAGGAGGAGUAAAACAGAAUCGUGGCUGGAGGAAAAGAUGGGUUAUAUUUGAUGGUAAAUCCCUGAGAUACUACUGCAAUGCUAAGGAUCAAGUAUCGAAGAGAAUCGUGCCAUUGUCAUGUAUGACCAAUGUUGAAAUGGAUGUCAAGGGAAAAAAGAAAAGAAAAAAUUCCCAUAAUUCAUCUGGUCAGACACCUCCAAACAACUCAAGGCAGUUCAAGUUUAAGUUACACUGUACUAACAGGGUGUUUUUGUUUGCUACUGAUAAUCUAGAUGAUUGUAAGAUGUGGUCAAAUACCUUGAUGGAAGCUAUUAUCACUUAUGAUAAACCAGAAGGAGGGGAGGAACCAGGUGGAGAUAUGGCCAACCCUGACAUUCAUGAUUGGAUAAAGAUAAAUAAGAACAGAUACAAGUUUUAUGUUGUGUUAAAGGGCCAUAAACUGUGUUACUACCAGAACGAGGAUGAUUUUAAAAUGGCGUCUCCGUUACAUGAGAUAGAUAUGAAGUUAUCGUCUGUAAAGGAAGUAGACAGGACUAAACUUCAACUUAAUACACACUAUAGUACUUUUCUGUUACAUUUUGAGAGUUCGUCCGAUGCCUCUAACUGGAAGAUGGCCAUUGAAGAAGCUAUAACUGAUGCUCUAGGGGAUAAUACUAUAUUAGACCAGGUAAAAGAAAAUCCAGAGAAUGGAAAAUGUGCAGAUUGUGGUGCUACAGAUGCACACUGGGCUUCUAUGAACCUUGGUAUUGUGUUGUGUUUACGCUGUGCUGGGAUACACAGAGGGUUCGAUCCCCGGCUGUCAAAGAUCAGAUCUCUCAGAAUGGACACUAGAGUCUGGAACUCAAGUCUUAUUGAGAUGUUUAAGGAAAUAGGUAAUGACAAUGCGAACAAUUUCUGGUUAAAGAACAUGCCUCCUAGCAACAGUAUUAACAUAGAUACAGCAUGUGAGGCAAGAAAACAACAUAUACAUUAUAAAUACAAGGAUAAACUUUACUGUGAUAAACAUCCCCUUGCUGACAAUAAAGAUUUGUUAAACAAGGAACUUGUUCAAGUGGCUCAGUCAGACAAUGUGUUACUUACCUACCAAAUACUACAGUCUGGUGCUGAUGUUUUGUACACACUGCCUGGUCAGCCAAAUUCUACAGCAUUUGAGAUGGCUAAAGAGGCUCAUCAGAGGAUACAGAUGGAAUAUCUGCUGCAAAAUGGUGGAGACAAAACUAAGAAUUUCAUGCCUGGCUCUGAGGAAGCUUUUAAUCUUGGGGAUCAGUCAUUGGUUGCAAAACUAAGAUCUGAAGUGCAGUAUCAGGGUUACCUACAUAAGACAGGAUCAAAUAUGAAAGAUAAUCUACUUGGUGCAGUAAUGCAUAAUUAUCAUGGGGAUGGUAAGUUUCUUGUGCUUCGUCCCUCAGCUUGGGAUGUUUGUCAUGGUUUUAUUUUCAUCAUUUUGUUAUUGUUACAAGCGGGUUUGGAUGCUUUGACAUGGCUUCUCUCCUUUUCAUUAUCCAACAUUUCACUUGCUUUAAUAAUUAUUUUCGUUUUAAGAAACAAAUGGAUUAAAGGUAACAACAUUAACAUCUGAAAUGAGCUAACAUUGAUUUAUAAUUUAUUAUUUUAUUCAACCAAGUUUGUGUUAUAUAUACGAAAUAGAUAUCAAUUUUGGAGUGCAUUGUUGUAGAAUAAUGCAUGGUUUGGGUUCAAAUGAGUUGGAAUAUAAGUACGAAGGGCGAUAGGCCAGAGUGAUAAUUACAUAGCAUUUGAACAAUAAACCAUGCAUUUAACACUAUAAUGCCUGAAAAAUUAAUGUCUAUUUUCAUUCUAACAUGCUUAUAAGAAAGAGAAUUGAUAAAAAUAUGUUGAACUA
Molecule: messenger RNA, 1923 nt
Organism: Ruditapes philippinarum (Manila clam)
Lineage: Eukaryota; Metazoa; Mollusca; Bivalvia; Venerida; Veneridae
Product: arf-GAP with Rho-GAP domain, ANK repeat and PH domain-containing protein 2-like
Exons: 21
Coding region: 1-1641 (546 amino acids)
Molecular function (GO): GTPase activator activity
Source: RefSeq, a predicted model, not a curated record